GAAUGGAGGCCCUGGAGGAGAAGGAGGAAGUGGAGCAACCGCCAGAAGAUGUGAUCUCUUUGCGUAUCAGUGAUUUCCUCGAUGAGUUGGAGCUAGAUGCAGAGGAAGCCUCUGUCAUAAGCCAUGAAACUGAAUUUGACUGGAGCACCAUUGACACAUCCAACUUACCAUCUUCGUACAAGACCAAUUCCCGGCAGGAGAAGAAGCUGCUGCAGCAGGCUGACCAUUUCUUGCAGCAGUACUCUCACCUGUGCCCUGACCGCAAGCCGCUCUUCAUCCACCCACUCAACGAGUGUGGAGUGCAGAAGUUUGUGAGCACAACGGUGAGGCCAACCCUGCUGCCUUACCCAGACAUGUACUACUGGUCAGGCUGUGCCAGCUUUGUCAGUAACUACCUCAUCAUGGAGCCCCUCAAGUGCCCAAUCACACCGCCCAGCUCACUCUAUUCCCCAACCACCAUUGUGAAGUACCAGCGAGGGAACUGCUUUGACUUCAGCGUGCUGCUGUGCUCCCUGCUGGUAGGGGCUGGCUAUGAUGCCUACUGUGUGCAUGGAUAUGCCACCCUGGAGAUGUGCUCCAUGGACCAGACCCAGGAGGUGUGCCCACGGCUCAAGAAGCCUCCAGAGGAACCAGUAAAGGAGGAUCCCAACAAGUAUAAAAUUAAGUACCCUUCAGAGCCAAAGAGCCAGUUUGAACUUCAGCAGAAGGCCAAGGAGGAGGAAGAAGCUAAACCCACACAAGAGGAGGAAAAAGAAGAGGAGGUGGUUGAGGAGGUGGAAAAGCCCAAGCGAGACUCUUUGCAUGGCCUACGGGUGCACGCCUGGGUUCUGGUUCUGUCUGGGAAGAGGAAGGUGCCCGAGACCUUCUUCAUCAACCCCUUCACAGGAAACAGCCACAGCACCAAGGAUGAGUGCUUCCUUGGCAUUGAGAGCAUCUGGAACGACAAGAACUACUGGGUGAACAUGCAGGACUGCCGCAACGGCUGCAAGGAUCUCAGCUUUGACUUGAGUAAUCAUUUCUACUGGGAAAUUAUGUUUCCAGAGAGCAACGAGGACUCUCAGUUGCCCACAGAGUCACCCAAGGACAGCACAGAUGACAUGCAAGAAAAGAAGAAAAUAGGCAGUACCUUUGAGAUGCCACUCUCAUGGGUAGAGCGAAUUAAGGUAUCUUGCCAAGAAUAUGAGAAUCCCUUUCCCCGGGGGAAGAAGGUGAUCCUGUACGACAAAGCAAAGCAGGAGAAAUGGGCGGCGUAUGCAAAUAGAGACGGGCUGGUGGAACGCCUCACUGUCUACGCCGACUCUGACCGUACUGAAGAACUGGAGGUGAAGGAAUGGUUCGAACACCGAAAAGACCUGCUGUAUAUGAGAGAAGUGAACCAUCAAACACAGCUGAUCACAGACCAUUUUAAUCCUGGACACCCUCUCCUUCUUAAAGCUCACACCUACACAUCACUGGAACCUGAGACUGGGCACACAGUGGAGUUUUACCACAAAGCACGAGUUGAUGGCCUCUGGAAACGUUCUGAAACUGCUACAGAGAUGACAGAGUACUUCGAGGAGCGGGAGGACCUCCUGCACAAGCGGCACAUAAAGUUUGGUGAAAGAGAGCAGGGGAUGGAAAUGGCUGGCACAGCUGAGGCAAACGCCCGGCCCAUAGUGCAAAUCAGGGAGUAUUUCCACAGAAAUCCAAAAAAGCCUGCUGAUGAAGAUGUAGAGGAACGUGUCUUUAAGGUCAUAGAUGAUGUCAUCCAGCUGACCUAUCACCUGGAGAUCUAUGACAUCAUUCCCUCAAAGGUGGUUUUCGCUAGAGUAAUAGGGAGGGAGAAGAGAGAAGGUGAAGUCUUCCUGAGCAGAGAAAACACUGUCAAAUACCAGCCCUGGUCCUCAGAGAAGCACAAGAACAUGCGCUAUCUCUACAACCUGCUGUGGGAGCUGAGGGCAGAACAGAAGGAUCUGAAGCAGCUGGUGCGGGACUCUGAAGCAGAGAUGUUAAAUAUUUUGGCGGUCCGGGAGAACGAAGAAGCCAAUAUAAAACUGGCAGUUUCAAUAUACAGCACUGCACAGAGAGAUCAGCGUAUAGCCUCGAUUUUGGAAGCGGAGGAGAGGAGCUCCCAGAAUUCCUUGGAGAAGAAGAGUCAGCAAACGGGAGAGGAGGAUGAAUCCGUCACCCAGCACACUGCAACCAACUCCACGACCUGAAGUGGAGCCUCUGCAGGGGCUGGGAAUGACUGCCUGAGCAGGGCGGGUUUACAACUCAGCCUCCUGGCAACCUGGAACAGAAGCUACUCUGUGAAAUGCUUUGAUCCACACCCCACUGCAGUUUCCCUCUGAUUUCCCCCUUCUUGUUCUAAGAAAAAGCAGUUGGCACAAUAGAAAAAACCAUUCUCCCAAAGAGGUGCUGCUCAGGAAUCCUCACCUGGCUGGGCACCUCGGGCGUUACUGAUUUCUUCUUUCCUUUUUUGGAGUUGCCUACUGUAAACUUUUCAGUAUUAUCAGAUUUGCAGACAUUUUAAUAAAUUUACACCAUUCUGCA
Molecule: messenger RNA, 2532 nt
Organism: Melospiza melodia melodia
Lineage: Eukaryota; Metazoa; Chordata; Aves; Passeriformes; Passerellidae
Gene: DRC7
Product: dynein regulatory complex subunit 7
Exons: 15
Coding region: 3-2198 (731 amino acids)
Biological process (GO): flagellated sperm motility
Cellular component (GO): motile cilium
Source: RefSeq, a predicted model, not a curated record